AUGUCAGUUCAUCCAUCGAGUCACGGAGCUAAAACCCGCAAAUGGGAAUCGGAUAACGCGGCGCUCCACCGGGAUCAGAUGUUCCCCGAGCCGUCGAUACACGAGAGGCAUACGGGAGGAAAUACUCGGAUUUAUUGCGUUCCUCCGGCUCAAAGGAGAAUGGCCAGCACCCGGAGGUCCGUAUGGUCCGAAGGUGAGCGGAUCUCGAUGAGCUCGGCUCAGCUUCACCACUCGCUUCUCCAACGAGGGAACUCCCUCUAUCCCCGACGGGUGUCUACCUUCCCGCUGUUCGACCGCGCCGCUAGAGCUUCAUGGUGGAACCCGCGCUUCGAUUCCAAGGUCCUCGAGGAGCAGUUCCGGCAGACUUCCUUCAGCCAAACCGAACAACAUUUCUGUUACGCUCUACUUUAUGUCAUCCUGAGUGCGCUCGUGUACGCGCUGUACGUGUCCGUGGCCGGCUACGUCACGUGGCCCUACGUGUCGAUGGGCUGCCUUUUACUAGCGCUCAUUUCUCUGAGUUUCCUGACAUUCACCGUAGCCAGGCCGCAGCUCUACAAGCAGUACGCGGCCGGAUUGGCUAUGGCGACGUUAUUCCUCGUAGCGGGGUUCUCCUUGGCACCUUUCUUCCUCCCACCCGGAGAAUACGAGAUAGAAGAGAGCCACUCGUUCUCAGUCGGUUUUUUCUCCACCUGUCUCUCGUUCAUCAUGCUGUCGUACACACUCGUCGGGCCGCUUCCCCUUUUCGUUAUAUGUAUAUUCUGCGCUCUAUAUUCGACGGUGUUUGAGGUUUUGUCGUGGUACGUCUUGAACCACGUGAACACAGCAACGAUCCUUUCUGUCAGGGUUCUCCUACAGCUGUCUACGCACAUUCUCGGCAUUAAAAUCCGACUCUUGGCGGAAACGUCGAUGAGGAAUACGUUUUAUAAAGUAGGCGAGUCACUUCUCGUGCGACGCGAGCUUGAACUGGAGAAGCAGCUAAAAGAAAAGAUGAUCCACUCCGUCAUGCCACCGUCUGUGGCCCAGUGGUUGAUGAGCAACACGGCAGAGGAAGGCAACGAUGACGACGAUGACGAGCGAGUAAAUAUCGAGCCAACUCAACAGCUCCAGCCCCGCUCAUCCAACCAGAUGACCUUUCGUCCCUUCAACAUGCACCGUAUGGAGAACGUCUCGAUUUUAUUCGCUGACAUCGUCGGCUUCACUAAGAUGUCCAGCAACAAAACCGCUCACCAGUUGGUGGGUCUGCUGAACGACCUGUUCGGUCGCUUCGACUUCCUCUGCCAGAAGAAUGGAUGCGAAAAGAUCUCCACUCUCGGAGACUGCUAUUACUGCGUGGCCGGAUGUCCCGAGCCUCGGCCGGAUCACGCUAAAUGCUGCGUGGAAAUGGGCCUUGCGAUGAUCAAAGCCAUCGCCGAAUUCGACGAAGAUACCAACGAAAACGUCAACAUGCGAGUCGGUGUCCACACCGGCACCGUGCUGUGCGGUAUCGUGGGAACGAAGCGUUUCAAGUUCGACGUAUGGUCGAACGACGUAAAAUACGCGAAUCGAAUGGAGAGCACCGGUCGCCCCGGCAAAGUUCACAUUUCGGAGGACACCCACGCCUUUCUGGUGGAUCAGUAUCACAUGGAGGAGGCUUCAGUCGACGGAGACAAACGGACGUUUUUUAUCAGAGGACGCAAGAUGGCUGGCGCCAGACACUCGUGGCCGCGCUUCUCGACACCUACCCUGGCUCAUAUCGGUCAGCAGUUGUCCGUCGACGGCGCCAAUCCCAACCAGGAAUGAGACGGCUCCCACCCUCCCGGGUCCAACGCCCAUGCAAGCUCCACAAGGAAGGCGAGCUGUCCUCCGCUGAGCGAAGAGGUGGAUUCCGAGGAAGAAGACGACUGGAUGGGAGACGAGGUUGUCGUGCAGCCAACAAUGGCGCCACAGAAUCAUCCACAGCCUCCUCGACGACACUCCUCAUUGUCAACGCUCUAUUCUCGAAAAGAUUCCGGGAUCGUAACCGCUCGGAGCAGCAUUCAACUCGAAUCGUCCGUCGUCGAGUGCAGCAUCGAUCGACGAGGUCGGACGUCGACUUCGACAGGAAGGAGCUCAGGAGUUUCCUCGAUGAGAGGCUACUCAAUUUUCGGCGACGACACUGGAAUUUCAUUUCGACUUCAGCUGCGGAAGCAGAGUGACCUACAGAUGAUCAGAUGUAUUCAGCAGGACUGCGCAGAUGCGGAGCUCUUUGUGAGACCGCCCGUACACAAGCUCUCGCUUUUCUUCAAGGACAAACAAAUUGAGCAGGGUUAUAGGGACCGUCUCCUUUGCCGCGAGCUCACGCCUACAUUAGCAUCGCCCACAUUUACUGUAUAUCUCUGUGCAACUGUCGCCCUCAUCUUCUACUUUGUUGCUCUGCUGACCUGUUUCAUGCUCUUCCCGAUGCCAAGCGCGGUUUUCCUCAGUUUCUGUUUCGUUGCCUCGUGCGCUCACAUAGCGAUGGGCAUGGUGUGCCUGCGGGAAAUCUUCGUCACAAGGGGCAAUUGGCAGAGCAACGACUGUUUCACUAUGGCCUUCCGGUACCUGAUGAAGUGGACGCCGCUUCACGUGGUUGGUCUGUUCCUGCUUUGUGUGCCGGUUUUGGCGGUUUACACAAAUUUCGCGUGUGACGCUGUUUUCAAUAGUUGGCAAUCCGCAGACGGUUUCUGUUUGCUGGCCUUCGCAUUUCUGCUGCAUUUCACCAAUUUCUCACAAGUCAACUUCUGGCUGAGGUCGUUGUUCGCUACCGUGGCUGGAUUCUCUCUAGUUCUCUUCAUCGGCGGCAUCUUCUGCGACAGCAGCACAUGCACAGCGGGCUCACGACGAGCGUAUCUUUGUCGUGAAUCCAAUACAAUCGUUUGGAACAUUUUCGUCCAUGUCUUGCUGACAGCUGUGCUCGUUUGGCUUCUCAACCGGGAAUUCGAAACCAGUUUGCGACUCAGCUUCCAUGGCGGCUGGCUGGCAUCGCAGGAUCAAAGGAGAAUGCAGGUUCUCAAGCGACAGGCCGAUUGGCUGUUGCAUAAUAUCAUACCGCGGCACGUCGUCGAGCUGCUCAAGAACACUUCGCGUUAUUCGGAGAACCACCGCGAGGCUGGGAUCCUAUUUGCCUCAAUUGUGAAUUUCCAUGAGCUCUACGACGAGAGCUACGAAGGCGGGAAGGAAUGUCUACGAGUUCUCAAUGAGCUCGUCGGAGAUUUCGACGAGCUGCUCAGCAAACCUCAGUUCCGUAACGUGACGAAAAUCAAAACUAUCGGAGCGACGUUCAUGGCCGCGUCGGGUCUGAACCCCAAACUACGGAGGGAGAACCCGCAUCCGUUCACCCAUCUGUACGAACUCAUCGAUUUCGCCCUGGCUAUGCAAAAAGUCAUCGAAGACUUCAAUUCGAAUCUCCUGGAAUUCAAGUUCAUCAUGCGGAUCGGUUACGCCCACGGAGACAUCACUGCAGGAGUAAUCGGAACAACCAAGCUGUACUACGACAUUUGGGGCGAUGCCGUCAAUACCGCCUCACGGAUGGACUCCUACGGUGUGCCCGGUAGAACUCAGGUCCCAGAGCACUGUCUCCCAGUGUUGGAGGAAAUGUACACAUUCGAACCGAGGGGCUCUAUGUACAUUAAGGGCAAGGACCACAUGAACGUCUACCUUCUGAAUCGGAAGAAAGACAAACAGUUGCAUAAGAUUCCUUUCAAAAGACAGGGGACCUCCAUAAACCAAUCGUGAAUCCCCCU
Messenger RNA from Galendromus occidentalis (western predatory mite), 3740 nucleotides. RefSeq names its product adenylate cyclase type 9. Lineage: Eukaryota; Metazoa; Arthropoda; Arachnida; Mesostigmata; Phytoseiidae. The record is from RefSeq and is a predicted model, not a curated record. Gene Ontology annotation, molecular function: adenylate cyclase activity. Gene Ontology annotation, biological process: adenylate cyclase-activating G protein-coupled receptor signaling pathway; cyclic nucleotide biosynthetic process; intracellular signal transduction. Gene Ontology annotation, cellular component: plasma membrane. The transcript is spliced from 19 exons.